CACAAAGUGCCCUCAGGAUGCGCUGGGUGGGAGAUCUGUAUUGAAGUCGAAGUGGAAGAGUAACUGGAACUUGGUGCCUCGUGUCUCCUGCGUUGAGAUAAGACAUGGCAGGAAGUGAAAGAUGCCCUUCUGAAGCCCAGCGUCCGGCGCUACAGCCUCGUCCACCUGAGCAACACGAGUCAGUUAAGAGGGGAAUAGUCAUUCAGCUGACUGGAACAGAGGGUGAAUGGGACAGUCUUGAUGAUAAUGAGCUCAUUUUCACACUGGACAAGGAUGGUCAGAAGUCCCUCAGCUCCACAAGCUUCCUCCCAAAGCCCAGGCCAUGCUCCAUGGACAUCCAGACAGAUGACGAAUGGGGUCCCCACUCAUCCAUGUUCCAUGUGCCCUUGUCCCCGUCUUCUCCAGGUUCUUUGGGAGGUUGCUCCUCAUCCUCUGGUCUGGGCUUUCUCUCCCCCACCCACCGUCCACUGGCCAGCCUGGUGAAGUCUUUAUCCACGGAGCUGGAGCUGAAAGACACUUCUUCACUCAAGCCCAAGCCUCUCCUCAGCCUGGUUAAGUCCAUCUCCACUGAGCUUUCUCGCACCGAGCCUGAAGUUUCCCAGUCUAAGUCAGACUCCAAACUCAAUCUGCACCUGUGGACACAGCUGACCCAGCCUAAAAACCGCAAUGGGGACUCCCGCACUGCCCCCCCAUCCCCUGUCGACCUGUCUCCUUCUGAACCCAAAGCAGGCUUCUUCAAAGCGGAGCUGGAAGACACCCGCCGCAAGCUGACUGAGGCCAUGCACGAACCCCUCAGCGUCUUCAGCAAGAUCAUGCGUGAGGACAGUGUGGGCAGCCCUAAGCACCACAAAAGCACAGGUUCUAUGGAUUCUCUUUCCUCUAAAGGAUUUGGAAGGUCAAGUGGAGACCAUACAAUGUCCUAUGAGUGCCCUAUCAGGAGUGGUAAGAGAGUGGAAUGUGAUGGACUGCCCAUGUGUAACUGGGCUGUGAGACACCGUAAGAGAUGUCCUCAAAGAUCUUACCUUUCACACAGUCACCACAGCAAACCAGAAGACACAGAAGCCACACCAGAGGUGUGCACACAUGGAGAUGAUAUGCUAGAUGGAGAAAUAACCAAUAAAAGUGGCCCAGAAGCAGAACAACCAUGUUCUCCUGUCCCAAAGAUGGCUCUUGGCUGUAUUGUUGCUUCGUCCUACUGCUACUUCGUCUUGCCUUUGUCCCCUUAUUGGUCUGGAAUGUUUGUAGGCUUGGCACUGGGCUUCAUGCUAGGGCUCCUGCUUAUCCGAUUAGGUCUGACCACAGCACAGCCACAUACUGGGCACCCAUAUAGACUCAAUGAGAACCCAUAUGACAGGUUUCAGAGUGAGACUUUCCAGAGCAACACACACGCACUUAAGGGCUGGAUGAAUGAGAUGUAUGCAUAUGAUCCAGAGACCUGCUGCCCCUCCCUAAUGCAUUCCGUAUAUGCCAUGCUGGAUGGGUCUUGUCUUCGGCUGGACUACCCCAGAAACAGCAUCCCCCGCUGGGCCACGUUCGAUGAGCUGCCGCAUGAGAAAAGUUUCAUCCACUCUCGUACGUUCCAGCUGAGUGGAAGCAAGGUGUUCCUGCUGCCCCCAGUUCUGGCACGUAAAAGAGUGUGGAACAGGAAGUAUCCCAUCUGCAUCACUCUGGCUAAAGCAGAGGAGCAAACAGAGGAGGUGGGACCGGAGACUCACCCUGAGACACACGGAGCUGAGAAAUCAGCUCAUCUCCCAUCUAAACCCAGCCACCCCACCACACUCUACCUCUUCGGAAGAACAGGGAGGGAAAAGGAGGAGUGGUUCCAUCACCUUCUCUCUGCAUCUACUGUCAAAGAAGAGGGCCACUGUGAAACUACAUCAGGUAGGAGCAUAAUGAUCUGUACUACUGGAGUGAUUAUAGAAGAUAAUGACAUUUCAAUGCAGGUCACUGGUAUCUCCAGCAGGGGUAGCACUGAGAAUAUCUCGUCUGUGCCUGUGUUCCCUGCUGACCUGGUGGGCAGAAUGAGGGAGAAUGUCCUGCUGGAUUACACCUCCUACAUGACCUAUCUCAUCUGCUCAGCACACUCCAGUCCACUAGCAAGCUCCUGUCAUAGCAGCACUCAAGGCAGUCCCACUGACAAAGAGCAGAAUGUAUGUUAUCAUGGAGAGGAGACGCAGCCUGUCUGGAUCAAUGCCCUGAUUGGUCGAAUCUUCUGGGACUUCCUCCAUGAAAAGUACUGGACUGAUCAAGUAGCCCACAAGAUUCAGCGCAAGCUGAGCAAAAUAAGGUUGCCUUACUUCAUGGAUGAUCUGACCCUGACUGAGUUGACCAUGGGUUCCUGCAUGCCCCAGAUUACCAGCACAUCCCUGCCGCACAUCAAUACUAGAGGACUGUGGCUGCAGCUGGAGAUCGAGUACACAGGUGCCCUGCAGAUGACACUGGAAACCAAGAUUAACCUGUCCAAACUAGGCAAGGAUAGUGACACAGAGGCGGUUAGAGAGAUGGAGACCUACCAUGUGCACACGAGGUCCAAGCUCUCUGUUCUGGCUGAUAGUGAUGAAGAGUCCUCCAGUGCAGGGUCCUCUGAUGAAGAGGAGGCUCCAUCCACUGAGCCUCAAGGAACUCUGGGAGAGAAGGGAACUGUUCCUGGUGCUGAAAGCGGUGCGGCUGUGGGCAGCACAGGCCGGCGGAUUUUGAGAUUUGUCGACAAAAUCGCUAAAUCCAAGUACUUCCAGAAGGCCACAGAAAAUGAGUACAUCAAAAAGAAGAUUGAGGAGAUGUCCAACACGCCUCUGCUCCUUACGGUCAAAGUUCAAGAACUUUCUGGAACACUUGCUAUCAACAUUCCACCUCCGCCAACGGAUAGAAUAUGGUACAGUUUCUGUGUGCCGCCAAAGCUUGACCUACGAGUCAGGCCCAAACUAGGAGAACGGGAGGUGACCUUCUGUCAUGUGACUGAAUGGAUUGAGAAAAAGCUACAGGAUGAGUUUCAGAAAGUGUUUGUUUUGCCAAACAUGGAUGACAUAUACCUCCCUCUAAUGCACUCUGCCAUGGAGAGCCAGCCAGCGCCUCAGCAGAAUCCAACACCACACUGUUCUACUAUCAACUCCUCUGAGACCUGCAGCCUCAGCCAUACUUCCCAAUCAGACUAGUGCCUCAUUGUGGCCACUUGUGAAAAUACAUCACCACCCCUUCAGUGGGUAGGUCAUGGAGUUAUUAAGUCCAAAAAACAACAGGAGUGGAGUUCAGACUUGCUUACAUUUCCUUUUACAU
Molecule: messenger RNA, 3273 nt
Organism: Colossoma macropomum (tambaqui)
Lineage: Eukaryota; Metazoa; Chordata; Actinopteri; Characiformes; Serrasalmidae
Gene: tex2l
Product: testis expressed 2, like
Exons: 12
Coding region: 105-3152 (1015 amino acids)
Cellular component (GO): endoplasmic reticulum
Molecular function (GO): lipid binding
Source: RefSeq, a predicted model, not a curated record